Messenger RNA from Chlorella variabilis, 2031 nucleotides. RefSeq names its product heat shock protein 70B. NCBI's taxonomy places the organism in Eukaryota, Viridiplantae, Chlorophyta, Trebouxiophyceae, Chlorellales, Chlorellaceae. Gene Ontology annotation, molecular function: misfolded protein binding; ATP hydrolysis activity; ATP-dependent protein folding chaperone. The record is from RefSeq and is a predicted model, not a curated record. The coding region runs from base 1 to 2031 and encodes 676 amino acids. The transcript is spliced from 12 exons. Gene Ontology annotation, cellular component: chloroplast; cytoplasm. Gene Ontology annotation, biological process: cellular response to unfolded protein; protein refolding.
AUGCAGAGCACAUUCACCGGCACCCGCCUGGGGAAGGCCCGCCUCAGCGGCGCCCCAGUGAGCGCUCGUGCAGCACCACUGCGGUCUGGAGCGGGGCGCAGGGGGGCUCUGGUGGUGAAGGCUGAGAAGGUGGUGGGCAUUGACCUGGGCACCACCAACUCGGCGGUGGCAGCGAUGGAGGGCGGCAAGCCCACCAUCAUCACCAACGCCGAGGGUGGCCGCACCACCCCCUCCGUCGUUGCCUUCACCAAGACUGGCGACCGCCUUGUGGGCCAGAUCGCCAAGCGCCAGGCGGUGGUCAACCCCGAGAACACUUUCUUCUCCGUGAAGCGCUUCAUCGGGCGCAAGAUGGGGGAGGUGCAGGAGGAGAGCAAGCAGGUGCCGUACCGCGUGCUCGCCGACGGCAACGGCAACGUCAAGAUUGCGUCGAGCCACGCCAACAAGGAGUUUGCGCCCGAGGAGAUCUCCGCCAUCGUGCUGCGCAAGCUGAGCGAGGAUGCCGCCAAGUUCCUGAAUGACUCCGUCACCAAGGCCGUCAUCACGGUGCCCGCCUACUUCAACGACUCGCAGCGUCAGGCCACCAAGGACGCCGGCAAGAUUGGCGGGCUGGAAGUGCUGCGCAUCAUCAACGAGCCCACCGCCGCCUCCCUGGCAUACGGUCUGGACAAGAAGAGCAACGAGACGAUCCUGGUGUUUGACCUGGGCGGCGGCACCUUUGACGUGUCUGUGCUGGAGGUGGGCGACGGCGUGUUUGAGGUGCUGUCCACCAGCGGCGACACCCACCUGGGCGGCGACGACUUCGACAAGCGCAUCGUGGACUGGCUGGCGGAGGACUUCCAGAAGGCAGAGGGGCUGGACCUGCGCAAGGACCGCCAGGCGCUGCAGCGCCUGAUGGAGGCCGCGGAGAAGGCCAAGAUUGAGCUGUCUGCCACCCCCCAGACCGGCAUCUCCCUGCCCUUCAUCACCGCCACCGCCGACGGCCCCAAGCACAUUGAUGCCCAGCUGUCGCGCUCCAAGUUUGAGCAGCUGUGCUCCGACCUGCUGGAGCGCUGCCGCGUGCCGGUGGAGCAGGCGCUCAAGGACGCCAAGCUCAAGUACGAGGACAUUGAUGAGGUCAUCCUGGUGGGAGGCUCCACCCGCAUCCCCGCAGUCAUUGAGCUGGUGGAGAAGAUCAGCCACAAGAAGCCCAACGUGACGGUCAACCCGGAUGAGGUGGUGGCGCUGGGCGCGGCGGUGCAGGGCGGCGUGCUGGCGGGCGAGGUCAGCGACAUUGUGCUGCUGGACGUGACGCCGCUGUCGCUGGGCCUGGAGACGCUGGGCGGCGUGGCCACCAAGGUCAUCCCGCGCAACACCACGCUGCCCACCUCCAAGAACGAGAUCUUCUCCACCGCCGCCGACGGCCAGACGAGCGUGGAGAUCAACGUGCUGCAGGGCGAGCGCGAGUUUGCGCGGGACAACAAGUCGCUGGGCACCUUCCGCCUGGACGGCAUCCCGCCCGCGCCGCGCGGCGUGCCCCAGGUGGAGGUGCGCUUUGACAUCGACGCCAACGGCAUCCUCAGCGUCACCGCCACCGACAAGGGCACGGGCAAGAAGCAGGACAUCAAGAUCACGGGCGCCUCCACGCUGCCCUCGGACGAGGUGGACCGCAUGGUCAAGGACGCCGAGAAGAACGCAGAGGAGGACCGCAAGGCGCGCGAGCUGAUUGACACCAAGAACCAGGCGGACAGCCAGGUGUACCAGACGGAGAAGCAGCUCAAGGAGUUUGCGGACAAGGUGCCCGAGGAGGUGAAGGGCAAGGUGGAGGCCAAGCUGGCGGCGCUCAAGGAGGCCAUCCCCUCCGACGACGUGCCCAAGAUCAAGGAGGCCAUGGAGGAGCUGCAGAAGGAGGUGAUGACGCUGGGCCAGGCCGUGUACGGCCAGCAGCAGGCGGGCGGCGCGGCGCCUGGCGGCGAGGACGCCGGCAGCAGCAGCGGCCCCAAGGGCGACGACGUGAUCGACGCCGAGUUCACCGACUCCCCCAAGGACAAGUGA